AUGCAGACAGCUUCUACAAACAUUUGUUGCCACCUGUGCAAUAAGUCCAUCCGUGAAAUUUCCUUGCUACUAAAUAUUCCACGGUCACCUGUUAGUGGUAUUAUAACAAAGUGGAAGCAACUGGGAACAACAGCAACUCAGCCAAAAUAUGGUAGGCCACCUAAAAUGACAGAGCGGGGGCAGCGCAUGCUGAAGCGCACAAUGCACAGACGUUGCCAACUGUCUGCAGAGUCAAUAGCUGAAGACCUCCAAACUUGGUGUGUCCUUCAGAUUAGCACAACAACAGUGCAUAGAGAGCUUCAUGGAAUGGGUUUCCAUGGCUGAGCAGCUACAUCCAAGCCUUAAAUCACCAAGUGUGAUGCAAAGUGUUGGAUGCAGUGGUGUAAAGCACACCGCCACUGGACUCUAG
Molecule: messenger RNA, 409 nt
Organism: Staurois parvus
Lineage: Eukaryota; Metazoa; Chordata; Amphibia; Anura; Ranidae
Source: the annotation of a GenBank genome assembly